This is a messenger RNA of Aspergillus ibericus CBS 121593, 1274 nucleotides long. RefSeq names its product C2H2-type zinc finger protein. Lineage: Eukaryota; Fungi; Ascomycota; Eurotiomycetes; Eurotiales; Aspergillaceae. Bases 383 to 1027 code for a protein of 214 amino acids. The transcript has 3 exons. The record is from RefSeq and is a predicted model, not a curated record.
AGAGCCGGGGGGGCUGUGUGUUGGCUGCGAUUCCUCCUGCAUUCCCGGCCUCCCCCCUCCAAUCUGCGCGGGUUCUUAGUGGAAGAUCAUAGGAGCGGGCUCACCUGAUGAUGUCGCCGUGGGUGCGUUCGUGUUGCUUAGCACCGUCUGGCUUUGGCGGUUUGGGCUCCAUGGUGGAGACCACUGUCCUGGCCUAAUGCAAGUGCGACGUAUCCCGUAGGUUGACCUGGAUCAAAGAAUUGAAGAAAAAUGUGGUUAUAAAAACCCGGGGGCCCAGUCACGAUGGCCAGGCAGGCUUCUCUUUUUUUUCCAGAACAAUUUGACCAUUGAGCUGGUCCUGUCUCUCCUUUAACCUAUUUAUUUGAACUCAAUCCAUCACAUCAUGUUCGCCUCCACUGCAAUGAACCCCAACAUCCCGGCAUGCCCGCCCCUAGAACAAAGGUCCUAUUCGGCCAGCAGCGAAGAUUCAAUGCAAUCGUCUUUCGGAUAUUUCGAUAAUACCAUGUACACUAUGGCAGCGGGCGACCUGCCCCUCACCCAGCCCUCCUUCGAGCCAUCCUCAUACGAUUCAUCCUCCUUCGCACCAUCCAUCACUUCUUCGCCUUUCAACGCUUACUAUAACUACACCCCUUCUCUCAUGUACUCGCCGGAAGCAUAUGCCUUUCUACCAACCCAAACGACACCCAUCGCAGUACCCAGCGGAGAGUGGGUUGCUCCCCAGUCCACUACACCCGUCAACGAGGUUGUUUAUUCUCCGGAGGAGAUGUGCGACACGCUGGACAACACCAAACCUGUUAAGCCGUUUUCGUGCCGAGACUGCGGCAAGGCCUUCACCCGUCCGGCCGAUUUGAAACGGCAUCACACAAGCGUCCACAACCCCGUGUUUCAGGACUGUCCAGUGCAGGAGUGUCUGCGCAAGGACGGCAAUGGAUUUCCUCGACGCGACCAUCUUAUCGAACAUUUGCGCUCCUUUCACCACUGGGAUGUGCCUAAGCGCCGAACGACCAAGCGGUCGCGGACUGCUUAGUGUCAUGAUGCUUUUACCUUGUCAUUAUACCCUCUUGCGUCAUGAUGCUGUUGAAUAUACCCUUCUGUUUCCUGCCAUGCGAUGACCAUGGUACUUACGUCCGUCUAUGUCUGCUAUGUUUCUCAUGUUCAUGCUCAUGCUCAUGCUAUUUUUAUGUGUCUAUGACCUAAGGACGGCACGGCGUUCAGGGCUCUUUCCUAUUCUACUUUGGCAUAUACCAUUCUAUUUCUUGAUGUCUGAUAUACCA